Messenger RNA from Chelonus insularis, 6025 nucleotides. RefSeq names its product Ecdysone receptor (gene EcR). The record is from RefSeq and is a predicted model, not a curated record. The transcript is spliced from 6 exons. Bases 340 to 2295 code for a protein of 651 amino acids. Gene Ontology annotation, molecular function: zinc ion binding; ecdysone binding; RNA polymerase II cis-regulatory region sequence-specific DNA binding. Gene Ontology annotation, biological process: positive regulation of transcription by RNA polymerase II; ecdysone receptor signaling pathway; cell differentiation. Gene Ontology annotation, cellular component: nucleus. Lineage: Eukaryota; Metazoa; Arthropoda; Insecta; Hymenoptera; Braconidae.
UGAAGAAUCGCGGUCUAUUUUUCAGUGAUGAACGUGUGAAAGUGCUUGUAAACUGAGUUGUUUAGUUUGAAUAAGUUGUUAUUAUAAAAUAGGUAAAAAAGAAAAAAAAGUAUUUCAAAAAAAUAAUAAAUAAAGGAAAAAAGUACGAGUGAAGUGAAGAAGAAAGUGAAUAUUUUUUAGUGAUUUAUAAUUGAGCAGAACUUCAAUAAAAAUAGGAUUUUCCGAUUACUAGAAAGUGGUCGAUGCCGUUAGGCUCGCCACGAGGAAGUAAGUCAUCGUACACAUGAUGGAAAAAGACGAGGUCGAAUACAUGAUACCAGUAACGACGUCGAGGUCAAUAUGCGUGGCGCUGCUAGUGGUACCGGCUCGUCUGUUACAAUCAAACUUGUACGAACGAAAGUCACGGUGACCAGCUUAGUAAGCAACAACGCGGCCGCAGUGCGGUACGAUGAUCCAGCGGCGGCGAUCCAGAGGGAAAACAGCAACAACAAUAGCGAUAGCAUCAGUGUCAAAAACGAAAUGGGAACAGGGGACGUCACCUUGGUACCCACAUCCCGGAUGAGUCCAUCAUCGAAUAUGGACACGUCAGAGAGAUCUACUAUGGUAGCUGGACCAACGAUUGCUUUAGUCAAGGCUGAAUCUACUGACCACAUGGCGGGAACGUCAAUAGGGUCCACAGCUACAUCAACUGUUAGUGGGCACAUUGGCCCAGGUGGUACUCUUUUUGCUGGUAUAGCUAAUAGUAAUAAGAGACCAAGGCCAGAUGAUUGGCUUGCACCUAGUAGUCCCAAUUCGCGCCCAAACCUUCCUGUUCAGCAUCUUGUUUAUACUACGCCACAACAACAACUUGGACAAAUUCCAUCACCUCAACAACAGCAACAACAACAGCCAACCCCUCCACCACCAAAGCAGCAGAUUAUCCAGCAACAGCAGACUAUGACACCUCCCACAGCUAUUAGUCAACCGGGGCAACAACCAGCUAAUAAUAAUGGAUACGUCAGCCCCAUGAGUUCUGGCAGCUAUGACCCUUAUAGUCCGAAUGGAAAAAUUGGAAGGGAAGACCUAUCACCACCAAGCUCACUUAAUGGCUAUAAUGCAGACAGCUGUGAUGCUAAAAAGAAAAAAGGUCCAACACCACGACAACAGGAAGAACUUUGUCUAGUCUGUGGAGACCGAGCGUCUGGAUAUCACUACAAUGCUCUCACUUGUGAGGGGUGUAAAGGCUUCUUCAGGAGAAGUAUUACUAAAAAUGCUGUUUAUCAGUGUAAAUAUGGUAAUAACUGUGAGAUCGACAUGUAUAUGCGACGCAAGUGCCAAGAGUGUCGGUUAAAAAAGUGUCUCACUGUUGGAAUGAGGCCGGAGUGUGUUGUGCCAGAAUACCAGUGUGCAGUUAAACGGAAAGAAAAGAAAGCACAGAAGGAAAAAGAUAAACCAAAUAGCACAACGAUGAAUGGCUCACCUGGUAGCAUGAAUGCUGAUCAAAUGGGCGUUAAAAUAGAACCUUCUGAGGUUGAGUGUCUGUCAAUGUCUAGCAGCAGCAUUGGACCACCGUCGAGUUGGCCCAAUGGCAUUAAACCUGUUAGUCCGGAACAGGAAGAAUUAAUACACAGUCUCGUGUACUUCCAAAAUGAGUAUGAGCAUCCUAGUGAAGAAGAAAUUAAGAAAAUUACGUAUCAACCGACUGAAGGUGAAGAUCCCAGUGAUAUUAGGUUCAGGCAUAUAACAGAAAUAACCAUAUUAACAGUGCAAUUGAUUGUGGAGUUCGCGAAAACAUUAACGGGUUUUGACAAACUUUUAAGAGAAGAUCAAAUUGCAUUGUUAAAAGCAUGUUCUAGUGAAGUAAUGAUGUUAAGAAUGGCGAGGAAGUAUGAUGUAGAAACAGACAGUAUCGUAUUUGCUAAUAAUCAACCUUACACGAGAGAUAGCUACAGUCUCGCUGGCAUGGGUGAGACGAUCGAAGAUUUACUACGCUUUUGUCGGCAUAUGUACAAUAUGAAGGUUAAUAAUGCCGAGUACGCUCUUCUUACAGCCAUCGUCAUAUUUUCUGCAGAUCGACCGAACUUGAUGGAGGCAUGGAAGGUUGAGCAGAUUCAGGAAGUCUACCUGGAUGCAUUAAAGACUUAUGUAGAUAAUCGUCGGAAGCCCAAGUCUGGUAUGGUCUUUGCUAAACUCCUAUCAGUCCUCACGGAGCUCAGGACACUUGGCAAUCAAAACAGCGAAAUGUGCUUCAGUUUGAAGCUGAAAAACAAAAAACUACCUCCCUUCCUUGCCGAGAUCUGGGACGUGAUGCCCUAGUUUUUCCGUAGUCAGUUGACAACGCUGCAUUACUUGUCGAGUAAAUUAAUUGUCGGAAUCACUACGUCGUCAAAAAUAGUACUAUACCGACAACUCUACAACUGUUAUAUAGCGGCUAUUAAACGGCGUCGUGAGUGACUUUUGUACUAGUGCACCACUGUGCCACUGUCUUUGUAUUGUACUACAUCAUUUAAUCAUUCUUAUAUUUUAUUUAUUUUUCAUUUAUUUGCGUAUUUCUUGUUGUCCUCAAAGGUACAAGUGAUAAGCAUACGAUUUAAAACAACUAAUAUUCUUAAACGAUCAAACAAAUUAAGAAUGGCAUAAUUAUGAUUAUUUAUGAAAAGAGAAUUAAGUGUAUAAAUAUCUAAUGAUUGAGACACGAUCAAGAUAGUGGCAAAGGCACCCAGGCUGUGAUACAUAGAGACAGUUACAAAGACUAAUAUAUAUAUUUAUAUAUAUGUAUAUACAUAUAUAUUUAUGUAAAUGUGUAUAUAUGUAUGUAUACAUAUAUAUAAAAGAAGAAAGAAACAAAAAAGAAGAAAAACCACACUUAUGCACAUAUAUUACAUCUUCUACUCAACUAUCCUUGAUAUUCAUAUGUAAAUGUAAUUGUAAAUCUCUAGAUUGGCGAUAGACUGAACGAAUGGUAAAAAGAUUAGGUUAACGUGGAAAAAUAAAUAAAAGGUAUACGGGAGAGUAGGAGAAUCAAUAAAUACUGUUUUAAACGGAGGAUUUUUAAGAAAUAAAAAUAACGUCGAUGCUCUAAGAUCAUUGUUGAGCAAUGAAUCUUGGAUACGAUUUGAGUAUGAGUACGGUAUACAUAAUAUUAUGAUAGAAUCUAUAUCAUAUAAAUAGCAUAAUAAUAUAUUACCGCAUGUACGUUGUUUAUGAAAAAAAAAAAUUAGUAGAUGCAAAAGAAAUAAUUAAAAUAAUUCACAUAAACGUAAAACGAAAGUGUGAAAUAAUAGUUAAUAUAAGUAUGUAUGUGUAUGUUAAAUAAAUGUGUGUACAGAUGUGUGCGUGACAGGAAACAAAAUGCUCAUAAUGAUAUGGCAGAGUGGGAGAACGAUAAGCAUAUUAGAAUGUAUUAGAUAAGAAAUUAAACAAGGCUAGAAGGUAGUAGAUUGUAGUAGUCAGUCAGUUAGACUAGGUGACCGAGUCAAGUGCAAAGCCCUGUGCCUUCAGCAACGGACAUCGGCUCACCGAAAACGAAUAUAUGAAAUUUAACCGUCCGUUUUAAUUUUUUAACAAAAUCAAGAAAAUCAUAAAUUAUUGUAAAUGUUCAAAAAUUCAUAAAAUAAACAUUUAUUAUUAUUAAAAUAUGUGAGAGAGAACAAAAAAUUUAAAAAAGUUGAGACAAAAGAUCGACACAGAAAAGAAAAAAUUAUUUUCUGGGUGAUUUUUUGUGUAUUUAAAUAAUUUACGGUUCGGCUCUGAAUGAUCGAUUAGAUGAUACCAAGGACGUGGAUUGAUGGGAUACGAAUGUGGAUGAGCGUGAGUGACAUGAAUUGAAUAUGGAUUAUGAAACAAAAAAAAUAAAUAAGAAUCCCAAUUCUUUAAUUUUGGUUAACCGUAACUUAAACUACAAUACUUGUAGAAAAACAAACAACUUGAAUAUCAUUAAAUUGCUUUUACAGCGUUAUAGAUAACAGAAUUUGUUCUUGCAUCAAAGCCAUUCAAUUGAUCCAACAAAAUAACGUACAUCUAAAUUAACAUAAAUAAUAAUACAUAGAUUAUUUAUAUAUUUACAAUUAUUAUGCAUAAAAAAAAUAUAUUACACGACUCGAGAUAAUUUAAAAAGUUCUCGAUAUUAUAACAAUAUAAUCAUAUACUAUUAAUUAAUUGUAUGCAGUUAUAUUUGCUAGUACCUAUCCUACCGUUCGCAAAUAACGCUAUAAACUUGAGCAAUAUAUUUAAAUGAGAAAAAAAUAAAUAAAAAUCAUUAAUUGAUGAAAAUUCAUGAAAGAUAAAAGUAAUAAAAUACAUUAUUUUAAACGAUAUUUUGGUAGGAAACAAAAGAUACAAAUUAAUAAAAUGACAAUUAAUUCGAGUAAAAAAUAAAAAAAAAAUUUGCGAAAAAUAAUCCAAUGUCAUUGCACACAAAUUUCAUAUUAUUAAUAAUCUACGUGUCAUGUUAAAAAAUAAGAGCGCAGUAUGUUAUUGAAAUUAAAAUUAUUGUCAUCGUCAUUAAAAUACAUAUAUGUACAUUUUGUUUUAGAUCACUUUGGAGUCUGAAUAUAUAUCAGGUUGUCUAUAAAUCAUGUUCGAUACAUUAUCCAUUAAAAUUAUUUAAAACUUUUUUAUUUUACUGUAAAAAAAAUAGAGUGUUUCUCGUAUAUUUUGGCUCCAGGGCGAUUUAUUGAGGAUGACAUAAUAUCCAUUUAACAAUACGUAAUGCCUCUAGGCAGACACUGCCACAUUGCAGAAUGCGAGAACACCAUGAUAACGUUGUCAAUGCAAAAAAAAAAAGAUUGCGUAAUAAAAUGCUCGAAGUGCAAAAGUAAAAAUUUUAACGUUGUAUAUAUAUAUGUAUAUGUAAUUAAUUCGCAUAUUUAUACAUAUAUAAAUACAUAUAUGUAUCGCUACUCAAUCACUGAGCCUCACCAUUGCCGAAAUUUCAUUAAAUUUUACUAUUUCAAGUUUGUCGUAUGUCUAUACACAUUCAUGAUAACAGAAAAUUAACAAAAAAAGUUUUAAGAAAUUUUUAAAUUACAAGUACGAUGACAUUGCGAUAUCACAUUACGUAUAUAGCUUCAACUUGCUCGUACCGCGAGGUUAAUCAACAUUAAUGAAUAAUUAUGAGUAUAAAAUACUAACUGAAAAAGAAUAAUAAAAAAAAAAAAAUGAAAGUUGUAAUGUUGUUGGUUAAAUGAAGGGUUCCGAUGGUACAAAAUCUCUGAGGAAAGAAUAAACAACAAUUGUUUUGUAUACAAUUGAGAUUUUAUAUAGAUAUAUUCGAAAUUAUAUUUAUAAUAGAAUUGUAAGAUUUCGUUUUUAAUACCAGUGAUCUUCUUCUUUAACAUUGUAUAUUUUGUUAUAUUUUUCUACAUUUUAAUUUCGAUGUUUUAAUAUAUUUUAAUGCUAUCAAAAGUUCGUACUCUUUACUUCGUACUAUUAUUUCUAUUUUUUCUGUUAAAUAAAUAUGAAUAAAACACUUUAUUAUAUAAUACUCUUUUUUUUAUUUAAAAUAAAAACUAUACACAAAAACUUUCAAUUUUUAAAAAAUUACAACGACACUUUGUAACCGAUAAAUAAAUACCAACGGAACCCGAAUGAAGAGUUUUUAUGAUGUAAUUUUAAAAAAAUGUCAUUAAAUGCUAAUAAAAAGUUUAUAAAAAUUACUAUAAAUAAAGACUUUAGCCUCGUGGUUCAGCAGAUUUAAACUGUUAUCUUUAUAUUUGCGGUAAAAUAGUCAAAAAAGGGAACGUGGACGGCGGGUCCAAAAAAGCAUAUACUUACAAACACCGUGUUCAAGCCUUUCAAAAUUUCAAGACUUUGCUGUCGAGUAUACGUCGACAAAAAUAUAUUUCCGCAUUAUAAAAUGCGAAUAAAAUAACCGUAUAUCGCGUCAGACGAUCUAUACAAUAUUACAAUUAUUUUAUCUAUAACACGCAACCUUAAUUGCUAUAGAUAUAGCACGUUAUAUUUAAGCGCUCGUUUUUUCAUAUUUUACAAAGAAAAUGAAAUGAUAUAAAAAAAUAUAUAUAUAAUAAGGAAAAUAAAAAAAAGU